This is a messenger RNA of Closterium sp. NIES-67, 482 nucleotides long. NCBI's taxonomy places the organism in Eukaryota, Viridiplantae, Streptophyta, Zygnematophyceae, Desmidiales, Closteriaceae. The record is from the annotation of a GenBank genome assembly.
GUUUACAGCCAAUCGUGUACGAGUCACGAAAGCUGCACCCGCCCGAGCGAAACUAUCCGAUACACGACAAGGAAAUGCUCGCGAUCGUGCACGCGUUCAAAGUGUGGCGUUGCUACCUGACGGGCGCGGACAUGACAGUACGGACAGACCACCGAAGCCUACAAAUCCCAUCCGCCAUCAUUUUGGAUCGUGACAUGAAAUUCACUAGCAACUUUUGCCGCAACCUCUGGGAACAGUUUGGCACACGCUUGCAAUUCUCCUCAGCCUACCAUCUCGAGACUGGUGGACAGACCGAACGGGCCAAUCACACAAUGGAGCAGCCGAUUCGUGUCACCUGCGAUGACGUGGCCGACUGGGAGCAGCAAGUGCCACUGAUUGAGUUCGUGUAUAAUAACGCCCCGUCAGCCACUAUACGACAAUCACCAUUCUACCUGAACUAUGGGCAGAACCCUACAUGACGGAAAUUAAUGGGCUUCAAAAUC